GAGCUCCCCGCCCCUGGACCCGCCGCUCCCCGGGGAGGCCUCCCCCCGCGCGGGGAGCUGCUUUCCUCCGGGUGGAAGCGCCCCCGCGGCUGGAGCCGUGCGCCGGCUUUCCCAGCGCGGGCCUGGGCCCGUCCGCCCCGUGGCGCCCCGGGCAGGCCCGACCCGCGGAGAGGCGGCUCUCCCCUGAGCGAGGGCCGCGGCCCGGGGAACUGGGCCCUUCCUGCGCGCGCUCGCCCGCGGCCCGCACGAGGCUCGCGGGGCGCCCGGCUCGGGGCCCAGACUGAACGGGGAUUGGCUGGGGGCGGACACGGGCGGGGCGCGGGCCCAGCGCCGGGAGUGUGGCUGCGCCCGUCCUGCAGUCGGCUCGGGGGCACUUUGGCCAGCAAGCGGCUUUUACCAGCCAAAGUUCAGGGGCUGCCCUGCCUGCGCGUGAGCGUGGGCGCGGGGCCCCCGGGGGCCAGCCGGACCCGCCUAGAAAGGUCAGGUGGGGGUGUGAGCGGGGUGCGCCGGGGUGCCCUCCUCGUCUCCGAUCUCACCGCGCCGGGUGAGGGGCUCCCGGGCGCUGCCGAGUCCACAGUGCGGGCGAUGGAGCCGAGGAGGCGGGACUACUGCGUGGAGCGGCCGGUGCUGAGCCAGGGGCAGCUGGAGGCGCUGGGACGCCGCGGCUUGGCGCCGGGUACCCGCCGCUGGCGCCCGCGGCUGCAGUGCUCCCGCGCUCGGGCCCGAGCCCUUCUGCUCCAGCACCUCCCAGUUCUGGCCUGGCUGCCACAGUAUCCCGUGCAUACCUGGCUCCUGGGUGACCUGUUGUCUGGCCUGAGCGUGGCCAUUAUGCAGCUGCCACAGGGCCUGGCGUACGCCCUCCUGGCCGGACUGCCCCCCGUGUUCGGCCUCUACAGCUCCUUCUACCCUGUCUUUAUCUACUUCCUGUUCGGCACUUCUCGGCACAUCUCUGUGGGCACCUUCGCUGUCAUGUCAGUGAUGGUGGGCAGUGUGACAGAGUCCCUGGCCCCAGAUGAGGCUUUCCUCCAGGCCGAGAACGCCACAGUCAACAAGACAGCCAGGGACGCCACCCGGGUGCAGGUGGCCUCCACGCUCAGUGUCCUGGUCGGCCUCUUCCAGGUGGGGCUGGGCCUGGUCCGCUUCGGCUUUGUGGUGACCUACCUGUCAGAGCCCCUGGUCCGCGGCUACACCACAGCCGCCUCUGUGCAUGUCCUCAUCUCCCAGCUCAAGUAUGUAUUUGGUGUCCACCCGAGCAGCCGCUCCGGACCCCUGUCCCUCAUCUAUACAGUGCUGGAGGUCUGCCAGAAGCUGCCCCAGAGCGUGGUCGGCAACGUGGUCACUGCAGCCGUGGCAGGCGUGGGGCUGGCCGCGGUGAAGCUGCUCAACGACAAGCUGCAGCACCGCCUGCCCGUGCCACUGCCCGGGGAGCUGCUCACGCUCAUUGGGGCCACCGGCAUCUCCUACGGUGUGGGCCUGAAGCACAGAUUUGGGGUGGCUGUUGUGGGCGACAUCCCUGCAGGGCUGAUACCCCCAGCAGCCCCCAGCCCCCAGCACUUUGCAAAGCUUGUGGGAAGCGCCUUCACCAUUGCUGUCGUGGGGUUUGCCAUCGCCAUCUCACUGGGGAAGAUCUUCGCCCUGAGGCAUGGCUACCGGGUGGACAGCAACCAGGAGCUGGUGGCCCUCGGCCUCAGUAACCUCGUCGGGGGCAUCUUCCAGUGCUUCCCCGUGAGCUGCUCCAUGUCGAGAAGCCUGGUCCAGGAGGGCGCUGGGGGCAGCACCCAGGUGGCCGGAGCCGUGUCCUCCCUCUUCAUCCUCGUCGUCAUCGUCAAACUUGGGGAGCUCUUCCAAGACCUGCCCAAGGCAGUCUUGGCAGCCACCAUCCUCGUGAACCUGAAGGGCAUGCUGACGCAGGUCACGGACAUACGUGCCCUCUGGGAGGCAAACCGGCCCGACCUGCUCAUCUGGCUAGUGACCUUUGUGGCCACCAUCCUGGUGAACCUGGACCUCGGCCUGGUGGUCGCGGUGGUCUUCUCCCUGCUGCUCGUGGUGGCCCGCACGCAGCUGCCCCGCUACUCUGUCCUGGGGCAGGUGCCAGGCACGGACAUUUACAGAGAUGUGGCAGAGUAUUCAGAGGCCACGGAGGUCCCGGGCGUGAAGGUCUUCCGCUCCUCGGCCACCGUGUAUUUCGCCAACGCUGAGCUCUACAGUGACGCGCUGAAGCAGAGGGUGAGGCCGGGGCCCCUGGUGAGGGGGUGCGUGUCCGAGGGCCCCCCACCCCACAGAGCCCAUGCCCUCCCGCCUGCCCUUUGCCUGCAGUGUGGCGUGGACGUCGAUCGCCUCAUCUCCCGGAAGAAGCUGCUGCUCCAGAGGGCCCUGGGGUCUGGGCGGCACAAGGGGACCCUCCAGGAACAGGCCGCCGCCUGCGAGGACACAUCUGCCGCCAACAACGUCCACACCAGCAUCAGAGACGCCGAGAGUGGCUGCGAGGACUGCAAGGCCGAGGUGAGCACAGGGAAUGAGCCGGAGGAGAUGGCAGCCAGUGGGCAAGGCGCUGCCCAGGCCCCAGGCACACCCACCCUCAAGGCCCUGGGCCUGCCUCAGCCGGACUUCCACAGCCUUGUCCUUGACCUGAGCACCCUCUCAUUCGUGGACACCGUGUGUCUCAAGAGCCUGAAGAACAUUUUCCGAGACUUCCGGGAGAUCGAGGUGGAGGUCUACAUGGCUGCCUGCCACACCCCAGUGGUUGCCCAGCUCGAGGCUGGGCGCUUCUUCGAUGCAUCCAUCAGCAAACAGCACCUGUUUGCCUCUGUCCACGACGCGGUCACCUUUGCUGUCCAGCAUCCCGGGUCCGGCCCCACCAGCCCUGUCAUGGUCACCAAACUCUGACCAUAGUGCCACCCUGCCCACCCUGGCCUGCACACAGGUGUACCCCAGGAGUCUGCCUCGCACACACACGGCACGAGGGACGGAGGACCUGGACUCCGAGCUCAGUGCCCUGGGUCCAGGACGGGGCGCCGGCAGGUGGGGGAGGCGGCAUUCCAGCUUCAGGAAUAAAGACUUUCUCACUUAA
This is a messenger RNA of Manis pentadactyla (Chinese pangolin), 3070 nucleotides long. It is a transcript of the gene SLC26A6, whose product is annotated as solute carrier family 26 member 6. NCBI's taxonomy places the organism in Eukaryota, Metazoa, Chordata, Mammalia, Pholidota, Manidae. The transcript is spliced from 19 exons. Gene Ontology annotation, cellular component: membrane. The record is from RefSeq and is a predicted model, not a curated record. Gene Ontology annotation, molecular function: secondary active sulfate transmembrane transporter activity; bicarbonate transmembrane transporter activity; oxalate transmembrane transporter activity. Gene Ontology annotation, biological process: transmembrane transport. Bases 586 to 2886 code for a protein of 766 amino acids.